Molecule: messenger RNA, 6165 nt
Organism: Xenopus laevis (African clawed frog)
Lineage: Eukaryota; Metazoa; Chordata; Amphibia; Anura; Pipidae
Gene: jund.2.S
Product: jun D proto-oncogene, gene 2 S homeolog
Exons: 2
Coding region: 666-1970 (434 amino acids)
Biological process (GO): regulation of DNA-templated transcription; regulation of cell cycle; regulation of cell population proliferation
Cellular component (GO): nucleus; transcription regulator complex
Molecular function (GO): DNA-binding transcription factor activity, RNA polymerase II-specific; sequence-specific DNA binding; RNA polymerase II cis-regulatory region sequence-specific DNA binding
Source: RefSeq, a predicted model, not a curated record
GCCAUUCUCUUCAGUGAACGUGCAGCUGGGGGUCUAUAGGAAAAGCCAAGACAAUAAACAUAUAGAUACACUGUAUAAAUAAGAGAAUAGGCAGAGGUAGCAGCGGCAGCAAUGGUGGUUUUAGCGCGAGUAAAGGAGGAGCCAGAACACGUUUGACAUCAGCUCUGUUGGAGGAGUUUCAGGAAAUGCAAGAAGCCAGCAGCAGCAGCAGCCACAGGGAGGGACACAGACUUCUCAUACCUUGGCGAAUGGAAGAAGGGAGCGAGGGAACCAUUUAGCCGCAUUUGCUAAGUAACAAGAUGAAAAGCCCAAGUGCAGCUCUUCUGUGACAAAAUCCCCGCAGCGACAACUUAUUUAAACCAGCGAAGAGCGGGAAGUGGUGGCCGAGCUCCUCAUCCCCAUGCGGCGGGGAUCUGUCUCGCAUCCAUGUACUGACACAUCUGAUAAGCGGCCGGAUCCCUUCAGCUGUGCCUGUGCCUGGCACUUCCCUACCAGUGAGCUGUCAACACCAGCAGCAUCUGCACGUCCAGCCCACGGCGCUGCGGGGUGAAGCCGCAUAAGGAAGAGAGAGCUGCAACAUCGCUAACUGUGCCGCCCGCCCCACUGUCACACACCCCAUUGUACACAACCGAUUACUCGAACCCUUUGCCCACAAGGAACACACUAUGAUGAUGACCAGCACUGACCAUGUCAAGCUGGAACCCCCCUUCUACCACGAGGAUGCCCUCAACCUGCACGACUUUGCCCACAUGGCGGGUUACAGCGCCGGCGGCUCUCCUGGCAGUAGCGAAUGCGCAGGGCAACAGCAGGGGGCACACCGAGAGGCCGGAGUCAGGUACCAGGAGCAUAAGCUGAUGAGUGGCAACAUCAUUAUUCAGGGAAACAACCUGAAGAAGAAAGGCAUGAGUCCCGCAGUGAUCCAGCAAGGCUUCCCGGGAGAGCCGCUCAAGUUGAUGCCAGGGAGCGGGGAGACAGCGGUGGGGAAUAACCCAGUGGCAGCUGCAGGGGAAGGAGGAGCCGUCGCUGUGCCGAAUGCGGCCGCGGGGAGCACUAGUAACAGCAACUCGAACGGCGCGGAUGUGUCUCUCCUUCCUGUUAGCGCCGCGGCCUCCUCCGCUGCCCUUAACCUGCUCAAGCUCUCCCCACCCGAAAUAGAGCAGCUCCUUAUCCAGGCAACCAGCGCCGCCAGUACCGAUCCCUCGGCGGUACAACUGCCUCCUUUUUUGUACCGGAAUCAGCCGGUUAUUACCCAGGAGCAGGAAGGUUUCGUCGACGGGUUCGUGAAGGCCCUGGCCGACUUGCACAAACAGAACCAGCUGCUGGGCGCGCCUAUCUCCCCGACUGCCCUGGCUGCCGGAUCUCCCUCCUACCCGGUGGCGCGGACUCUGCUCCCGGCCGGGGAGGUGCCCGUCUACACCAACCUCAGCAGCUUCAACCCGGCGAGCGCGCAGCUCAGCCCCCCUAUCCCCCUGGCUCCCCAGCCGACUCCAUAUAGCGGUAACCCGUCCCCCGGUGCCGUGCAGCUGCAGUUCCCAGGGCUGGGCCGCCUGCACGCAGGGAGAGGUCCUUUGGACGAACCACAGACCGUCCCAGACGUGUCACAGGCCGGAGCCUCUCAAUCCGGGGGAUCCGCAGGGGGGACCGGGGACUCUGGUUCCCCUCUUACACUCUCCCCCAUCGAUCUGGAAACCCAGGAGCGGAUCAAAGCGGAGAGGAAGCGGCUGAGAAACCGAAUCGCCGCUUCCAAAUGCCGCAAGAGAAAGCUGGAGCGUAUCUCCAGGCUGGAGGAGAAGGUGAAAGUGCUCAAGUCGCAAAACUCGGACUUGGCCUCCACCGCCAGCCUCCUGAGGGAACAAGUGUCCCAACUGAAGCAGAAAGUCAUGAGCCAUGUGACCAGCGGCUGCCAGAUAGCGGUCUCCAAAUCUACCCCAGGGGCUAAAGGUGCGACGGCAGAGAGUCAGGGCUGCUGAGUUACUGGAACCCACAGGCAAAACAUAGCUGGUAACACAGACAAAACUGACAUCACAAAGCAGAUUACCCCCUGACACUCGUCACCUCACAACAGAGCUAUGUACUGCUUUUCAGGGCCCAUUAAUGGCGGCCAUUACCAUAGCAGAUGGAAAAAGAACUCCUUGCACCGUUUAUUCACCAUAAACACAUGGGAUAUACGUCCUUUUCUCUAAGUCAAUGAUAUCAGCUCUCCAGAUGUCGCGCUACAACUCCCAACCUUCAUGGACAGCCUGUCAGUGCAUGCUGGGAGCUGUAGUUCAGCAGCUGGAUAGAUUAGACAUCCUUGUGCUUGAAAAGCUGGAGGAAUGAAUAAGCUAUAUACAGAAGGAAGACCCACCCAAUGUAAUAGGGAGCUGUGGCACCCAACCAGAAUUUAUGUAUGGAAACACAAGGCACCGUACAAGUAAUGGUUUCUCCAUGAUAAAGCUGAAGAUAAAAUGUUGUUUUAUUGAAGCUUGGAUUAGUGACACACACCAGCUUUUAUAUGUUCUGAGAGGGGCUCCAUUUUCAAAUGGAUGUGCUGUUCAGUAACAAAGCAGAAUGCCUAGAAGGAUAUAAAAAUGGAUUAGGAUCUCCCUAGUCGGCCUCCGAGAGCCACAUUACACAGCUCCUCCCUUCUAUCCAGACAAAUGAACUUGCUGGACCUGUUUUGGUUUUCAGGCUCUGAAGAAAGGAUACCCAGCCCAAAAUACAAGAACUGCACUGAGGCCUCCCUGUUUAAGUGGCAAAAAGCCAUUUGCUUUAGGUGUAGUUAUGCAGGAGGGAGGAUUGCUAAGUGCACGUUUAAAGCCUGGGUGUGUUACUGGAAAAUGGAAUGUAAAUAGAAAUCUAACUUAUGCAAGACUUUAUUUAAUACUGCUUGUGCCAAAAGGUUAUUUUUUUGUAAGUUUUAAGUGAUCUUAAUUUAAUCAGCAGGUAUUUGGAGAACUGUUUUUUUUUUUUUCUUCAGUCCUUGAAGUGCAUUACACACUGCCAUUAUUAUCAGCCACUCUGAGCUGAACAAUGUAGUUUUGCUCUUGUAGGAAACACCCCAUCAUUAUUUUGUUUUGUUUGUUUUUGGGGUAGAUAUUGACUGGUUAGUCAACACCCAACACCCCCUUGCAUUUUGAUAGGGAUGAAAUUGUACAGCUGUGGGUGUCUGUUUAUUCAACUUAUUUUUUGUGUCUGUUUAAACUUCAGCUCCUGUUCUGCUAAAAUGUCACGCUGCAGGCUUAAAGGGGUAAUAUACACCACUGUUCAUAAUGAGCCUUAAUAGAUAGAAUGCAUGUUAAAAAAUGAAUCUGCUUAUUGUUUGAAUUAAAACAAAUCUGUUCUUUGUUGAAUUGAUAGACACAGAACAGUGAAAUUGAAAAUGCUUUCAUUUUACAGUUCUUUAGUAUAAUUGCAGGAGGGGCAGAAGGUAGUUAAAUUACCCUUCACAGCAUAUAAUGAACUCCUCUUUAUCUGUAAACCUGAGACACAGACAGCAAUUUGAGGAAAUGAAAUGCAAUGGGGCUCAUUUAUAAACACUGGGCAAAUUUGCACCUGGGCAGUAACCCAUAGCAACCAAUCAGUGAUUAGCUUUGCUCAGUCAGCUACAGGGUGAACACUGAAAGCAAUCAUCCUAUUGGUUGCUAUGGGUUACUGCCCAGGUGCAAAUUUGCCCAGUGUUUAUAAAUGAUUCUCAAUGUGUUUAUAGGGUUCUUAGCAAAGUAUUCACAGGAAAGGCAAGCAAUUCACCACUUCUUGCUGUGCAAUUAUUCCUUUAUUUAAGCCAGGUUUACCACUCCAAGUACAGAACAACAUUUCGGGGGGGGGGGGUUUCACCUCCCAUCGUCAAUCUGACCUCAGAGCAGGCAGAGCACAUUUUUUAAUACGAGUCUGUUUGGCUCAGGCUGAGAAAUGGUGUAUAUUUAACCUUUUUUAAUGCUCAUUAAGCAGGUCUGGACUGGGAGUCAAAAUAGGCCCUGGCAUUCCAAGUACUCAGAAGCCCAAAUACUACUCGACCUGCCCACUAAUUAGUGAUUGUCUAUGGGACCUUACUGCAGCCCCUCUGGCAUUUGCCAGAACCCACAGAUUGCCAGUCCGGGCCUGUCAUUAAGUUAAUAUCCUUAUUAUCUUAACGGGGUUUGACACUGAUAUUUAUUAAGGUUGUGCUGGUGACAGAACAUUUGCUAAUCAUUUCUCUGGCAAACCGUGUGUUUGUAAAUAUUUACUGUACUUGGAUGAAAAACACUCCAACUAGUGACAACUCUUAUGUAACAUUCAGAGUGAUUUGUGCAGGCAUCAGAACAAACAGCAGGCAUUUUGACACUGCUUAGAAGACAUUGGAAUAAGUUAAGCAAAUAGACACUGUAUACAGACAAAGGUAUUACCUCAAGAUAUUUUGCUGUCUUUAAUGCACUUGUAAGACUGAAUUGUUUAACAUUUGACAAAAGAGGUAAUUUCAGUGUAACUUCAUGAAUCCGGCUAGAGUUUUUGGGAUGCCAGGCGCUUAGACCGAAUUUCAUAUUUUAUUUAUUGCAGUCGGCCUGAAGAAACACAUCAAGUAUUACACUUGUUGAGAUUUAUUGCUAUUGCACUAAGCUCUAUAGUUUUGUAUACCUUGUGACGUGUUAUCCUCUACGCAAUCUAAUGUUUCUACAGUCAAUCUAGGGACCAUAACAAUGUGUUUGUCUCCUCAAGGGUUAAAGAUGAGCGUAACAUUGUAAGGACAUAAAUAUUCUGAAAAUAAAGAUUAAAUGGUGUUUUUAACUUUUAAGUGCUGGAAAAAAGUCAGGUCUAUGGCACCACCGUAAAAGUGCCAUUGCCAUAGAGUCUACAUAUCCAUGUUGUCUUUUGAUAUAUUUUGAUGUUAAUUGGCAGCAAGACCAGAAGGUGCCAGCACUCAAACCAGUAUCUGAAAGGAUAACACUUAUGCAUAAUAUUUAAACAUGGAGGUCUGCAUUUAAACAUGAAUAAAUGUUCUAACUGAUGCAGAAUUGAGAACCUUGUCCCAACAGUUCAGUUGAAAACUGUUAGGGUCCUCUGUCCACCAAAUCUUGCAUAAUUAAAAGGAUUCUAAGCAAUUUUUCUAUAUACAAUAAUUGAAAAAAAUUGUUAUGGUUCUUAAAGUACUUGUUAAUGGAAAUUGCUGUUAGAAUAUGUCUAGUUUUUUCUGUUCUCUGCAGUCCUAGAUCUUACUCCUGAAACAAUACAGCGAACCCUAGAGCAGAGGUCGCUUCUGCUACACUGUUUCAGAGUCGGACUCAGAGAACAGAAAGACAUAAGCCAAAACUUUUUUCAACUGCAAUUACAUUUGCAACUAACUUUUCAUAACCAUUGAAAAUUUGUAAUGUGUAUACUGGAAGAUGCUUAGAAUUAUGUUUGUGGUCGACUUUAAUUUGUACAGAAUAUAAUUUCCUAGAUCCAGAAAAUGCGUAGACAUAUAUUUGACUGCCACAAAAUGUUAACACUUAGACCAGAUUAACCUUUCAAAUGUUUUUAUGGUAUAUAUUUAUUUUCUAAAUAUAAAUGUUGUAUUUUUGCUAGGAUUUGAUAAAUAUCUAUAAAACAGUGGUUGAAAAUAAUAUUCAGUUUGCAAUUCACACAGAUUGCAAUUUGGAAUGCCCAUAGCAUGAAUGGAAGCCUUCUCAGAUUAGUGCACCAAAAAAAGUGGCAGGAGAAGAACUCCGUUACAAGGCAGUGUUUUAUGGUCUUGAUUUAAGCUGUUUUAUUUAGUUCCAGUCAUACUGUGGGCAUCAAUAUUUUAUUUAUUUCUUAAAACUUGAAGAUUUUUGGAUGUCAAGUGAAACCUCUAUUUUUCUAUGAAAUCUAUACAGUCAGAAGAGAGGCAGGUUAUACAGAGGAGCAAGGAGCCAUUACACGCCUCCUUCACUGUGUACAUUCCAGCCAGGGUUAGUAUUUGUGAAGUCUUAAUCACAAAUCAAAACCCUGAAAAAAAAUUAAAUGUAAAGGGCUCACGACUUUCAGUUAUAGUUUGUGUUUUGUGUGUAAAAUAAAAAGUAGUUGAAAAAACAGUGGUGACCUUGAUUGAAUCACUGUAGUUAUGGGGGGGAAAGUAUUUGGAGCAAGGGAAGACUGGCAGAUGUAUACUCUUUAAAACAUGUCUGAAUAUGAAACCAGUUUCAUCCUGACACUUUAAUGUACUGACACAAAUAAAGGGAAAUUAAACUA